UUAAUAUACUAAUAUGGUAUUCUAUUUUAAUUGUUUCAUUUUAACAAAAGUGUGUCAAGAAGAACUCUUCAAUGAACUGUGCAAUUCGAUUGCUGCCAAAAAAAUUAAAACUCUCAAAGAGAUAAACAUUGCUUUCCUGCCAUAUGAAAGUCAGGUAUUUUCUUUAGACUCCCGAGAAACAUUUCAAUGUUACUAUAAUCCAUUACUAGUAAGCAGUCGUAUCCCAAAUAUGGAGCGUAUUGCAGAACAGAUUGCUACGGUUUGUGCUACAUUAGGAGAAUAUCCUUCAGUAAGAUAUAGAAGUGACUUUGAACGUAACGCUGAGUUGGCACAAAUUGUACAACAAAAGUUAGAUGCUUAUAAAGCUGAUGAGCCGACGAUGGGUGAAGGUCCAGAAAAAGUGCGUUCACAGUUAAUUAUAUUAGACAGAGGAUUCGACUGUGCAUCUCCGGUCUUGCAUGAGCUUACAUUUCAAGCUAUGGCUCAUGACCUUUUGCCAAUAGAAAAUGACGUUUUCAAGUAUGAAGCCAAUGCAGGAUCUCCUCUCAUUAAGGAAGUGUUAUUGGAUGAAAAUGAUGAACUUUGGAUGGAGCAUAGACAUCAGCAUAUUGCUGUGGUAUCCAAGAAAGUAACACAAAAAUUGAAGAACUUCUCAGAUUCUAAACGAAUGUCUGCAGCUGAUGAAGGCAAAUCUUCUAUGAGUGAUUUAUCUACUAUGAUUAAGAAAAUGCCUCAAUAUCAAAAAGAAUUGAGUAAAUAUUCAACUCAUUUGCAUCUGGCUGAAGAUUGCAUGAAACAUUAUCAAGGUUACGUGAACAAACUUUGUAAAGUGGAGCAGGAUCUUGCUAUGGGUACUGACACAGAAGGGGAGAAGAUUAAAGAUCAUAUGAGAUGCAUUGUACCUAUACUACUAGACCCGAGUGUGUCUAGUAACGACAAAAUAAGGAUAAUUAUAUUGUAUAUUUUGUCAAAGAAUGGAAUAUCAGAAGAUAACCUUAACAAAUUGAUACAACAUGCUCAACUUUCACCAAUUGACAAACAAACAAUUGUCAAUUUGAACUUUCUUGGUAUCAACUCUAUUGUUGACGGUAACAGAAAAAAACAGUAUCAAAUUCCACGUAAAGAGCGCACCUCUGAACAUACAUAUCAGAUGUCUCGUUGGACACCAUUGAUCAAAGAUUUGAUGGAAGACUGUAUUGAAGACAAAUUGGAUGCUAAACAUUUUCCCUUUCUCGCAGGGAGAGCAACAUCAUCCGGAUACCAUGCACCAUCUAGUGCACGGUAUGGCCACUGGCACAAAGACAGGGGAAAAAGCCAUCAACUUCUAAAAAAUGUGCCAAGAGUAAUAAUUUUUGUGAUUGGAGGAAUCAGUUUUUCUGAGAUGAGAUGUGCAUAUGAAGUAACUAGUAAUGUAAAAAACUGGGAGGUUAUUAUAGGCGCAUCUCACAUUCUUACACCAGAAGAUUUCAUCAACAAUUUAUCAGCUUUAAGUCAAUAAAGCUUGUCCAAUUCGUAGUUUUUAAGUAUUAAAUAUUAUUUUAAGUAUGCCCUUAAAAAGUUAAAAUCAAUUAUUUUGCGAUCAAAAUUUAAAUAUCAUACAUUACAAUA
Acyrthosiphon pisum (pea aphid) is the source of this 1608-nucleotide messenger RNA. RefSeq names its product protein ROP-like. Gene Ontology annotation, biological process: vesicle-mediated transport. The record is from RefSeq and is a predicted model, not a curated record. The transcript is spliced from 7 exons. Bases 14 to 1498 code for a protein of 494 amino acids. NCBI's taxonomy places the organism in Eukaryota, Metazoa, Arthropoda, Insecta, Hemiptera, Aphididae.